This is a messenger RNA of Homarus americanus (American lobster), 1604 nucleotides long. RefSeq names its product dynein axonemal heavy chain 3-like. Bases 495 to 1604 code for a protein of 369 amino acids. Gene Ontology annotation, biological process: microtubule-based movement. Gene Ontology annotation, molecular function: minus-end-directed microtubule motor activity; dynein light intermediate chain binding; dynein intermediate chain binding. Lineage: Eukaryota; Metazoa; Arthropoda; Malacostraca; Decapoda; Nephropidae. The record is from RefSeq and is a predicted model, not a curated record. Gene Ontology annotation, cellular component: dynein complex. The transcript has 11 exons.
GUGAGGGCCAACCUGCACUUGGUAGUGGCCAUGUCCCCCAUAGGCGACACCUUCAGGACCAGGCUCAGGAUGUUCCCCUCCCUCAUUAACUGCUGCACUAUAGACUGGUUUACUGCAUGGCCUGAUGAUGCCUUGGAGAUGGUGGCCACAUCACUGCUGCAGGAAACUAAACUGGAGGCAUCAUUGUUGGCUCACUGUGUCACUGUCUGCAAGUAUUUCCACCACAGCAUUGAUGACCUUGCCCACAGGUUCUAUGAGCAGCUGCGGCGGAGGUACUAUGUGACAUUGUGACACCCACCUCCUACCUGGAGCUCGUGUUCACCUUCAAGCAGCUCCUCCUUAAGAAGCGCUCAGAGAUCCUCACACUACGGGACAGGUAUGUGACAGGUCUGGAGAAACUGAAAGAGGCCAAGCUGUUGAUCACUGAACUGCAAGAAGAGCUAAAGCUGCUGCAGCCCCGCCUAGUGGAGACCUCUGCCAACACGGAGGCACUUAUGAUCAAGAUCGAACAAGACACCAUCCAAGUGGAGAGGAAACAAGAGUUGGUGGCGGCAGACGAGGCGGUGGCCAACAAGAAGUUUGCCGAUGCACAGGCCAUAAAAGACGACUGUGAAAAGGAGCUCGCCAAGGCAGUAUCAGCUCUCAAUGCUGCCACAGACGCCCUCAACACCCUCAAACAAGAUGACAUACGCGUCGUCAAGGCCAUGAAGAACCCGCCCUCAGGAGUCAAGCUGGUAAUGGAAGCUGUGUGUGUAAUGCUGGACCUCAAGCCAGAGAGGAAGCCAGACCCUAAUGGCUCAGGAAAAAUGAUUGAGGACUAUUGGGCACCAUCUCAGAAGCUGUUGGGGGAUAUGAAGUUCCUCCAGAACCUGCUGCACUAUGACAAAGAAAACAUUCCCACAAAGAUUAUCACUCACGUCCGCAACAAGUUCUACUCUCACCCGGAUUUUGACCCAAAGAAGAUACGUAUGGUAUCAAUGGCUUGUGAGGGCCUCUGCCGAUGGGUGAGGGCCAUGGUUGUCUAUGAUCAAGUCAUAAAGAUUGUCGCCCCCAAGAAACAAGCUUUGGAGGCUGCCAACCAUGAACUGGCCCUCCAGAAUGAAAAGCUAGAGGAAAAGAGGAAAGAACUCAGAGAGGUGACAGAUAAACUUCAAGCUCUUAAUGAUGAGUUCACCAAGAAGCAGAAGGAGAAGAAGGACCUGGAGGAUUCGAUUGUUAGGUGUGAACAGAAGAGGGACCGCUCCGAGAGGCUCAUAGGUGGUCUGGGUGGAGAGCGAGACAGGUGGAGCAACGAAGCUCAGCAGUUGAGCGAGAGUUUGGAGAACAUUGUGGGUGACGUGCUGAUCGCUGCUGCCAUCGUGGCCUACCUUGGAGCUUUUACUGUCGACUAUAGGGAGACUUGCCUUCAGAACUGGCAUCAAAAGUGUCAGGAACUAGGAAUCUCAUGUAGUGUGAAAUUUGUCCUGUAUGACACUCUGGGUGACCCUGUACAAAGCUGCACCUGGCAGCUGGCAGGGCUGCCUUUUGACACUUUCUCAGUUGACAAUGCCAUCAUUGUCGCUCACUCACGCCGCUGGCCACUCAUGAUAGACCUCCAGGACUAA